Messenger RNA from Thalassophryne amazonica, 2545 nucleotides. RefSeq names its product nuclear factor 7, ovary. Bases 1 to 1341 code for a protein of 446 amino acids. The transcript is spliced from 10 exons. Gene Ontology annotation, molecular function: protein binding. Lineage: Eukaryota; Metazoa; Chordata; Actinopteri; Batrachoidiformes; Batrachoididae. The record is from RefSeq and is a predicted model, not a curated record.
AUGGCUACACUGCAGCUCCGUCAGACUAAAGAAGUGAAGACCCCGGGUUUCGAGAUGAAGAGCAUUCUGAAAUUGGAUAAAAAGAUGAGGGAGCCAAGCACCAAUCAGAGCAGCUCCGUAGGUGCUGUGAAAUGGACCUUGCCUGAGGAGGUUUUGGAACGGCAUAGCUCAGCCCCUGCUAGAACCACGAACACUCACGGUCACUCCAAAGACUCGCAGCAACAUCUUCGAUCGUCGUCGAAAGAUCUGCGCAGUCUGCAGGACUGUGUCCAGUUCAUCCAACACUGGAAAGAACAAGUGGAUCGAGUCUGCAAGAAGGGUGGUGGUGAUCCUGAGGCGGGCACCAGCAAGAAAGAGGAUCAGAGCGCAGACCGCCGCACCGAGCGCAGUCUGGAGGAAAGCAGGAAGCUGAUCCUGCAGUGGGCCAAUGAGCUCCACCACGUCGACAAGUUCCUGAGGGAGUCUGUCAUAGCAUCACAGAGCUGUGAACAAGAAAAUGAAAAGGCAAAAGAUGCAGAAGAAACACAACUCAUGAUCAUGGAGUGGGCCAAGGAGCUAAAGGAGGCCUCAGAGAACUGUGGUGUGCAAACCGAGGAGCUGGGUCAAGUGUUGCGAAUGUUGGGUCUGAAGAAGAAACGGCUUGUAAAUGUGUUGCCUCUGCUAGAACUGAUCACCUGGUCUCUGCUCGCGGAGCACAGCACGAAGAGGAUUUCACAGUUAUGGUUAUUGACAAAGCAGCGCACAUGGAAAGCAGGCACCCCGAGUUACAUUCCAAAUGCAGUAUGGAGCUGGAUUUGCAGCGCAGCAGCUGAUGUUACUCUCGACCCCAAAACAAACCACCCAUGGCUUCUGCUGUCAGACGACCUGCGUAGGGUCCAAGAGGACAUCAAAGAAUCAGAUCUGCCUUAUAACUCUCAGCGCUUCAACGGAUGGCCCUGUGUGCUCGGCUGGGAAGGAUACGACACCGGCCGCCACUACUGGGAGGUUGAGAUAGCUAACAACGGCUACUGGCGCAUUGGGUUGACUACUGCCGAUUCUGAACGUCGUGGCCGUUUUUCCAUGACCCCUCAGCGGGGCUACUGGGUUCUAUGGCGCAGCACGCGCUAUUUCUAUGCCUGCAGCAAACCAGAAACUGUACUGUCCGUAGACCUCGUGCCACGUCGUAUGGGAAUCUACUUGGAUUACGAAGAGGGACAGAUUUCUUUCUACAAUGCCGAAACAAAGUUCCACAUCUACACAUUCACAGGAACCUUCAGAGGGAAGCUGUACCCAGUAUUCGCCCCACUGGACGGGCGCACACUCAUGACCAUCAUCCCACCACACACAGUCUCUGGAAACUGAUAAAGCUUGGACUAUGAUCCUCUGAUCAGACAUUUUUACUUUAAGGAUUAAAAAUUUAUAAAGUCAAAAACCAAGAAGUUGAGGAAAUGUCGUCACACAUCCACAAAGGCAAAGCAGACGUCCCACUGAACUGCGAAUACCAAAACUGUUAAUAAAAUUUUACCGGAAUCAGUCUUUCUUCUUCUUCUCAAUGCAAAAAUUAAUAUGUAGAAUUCAGCUAAAAGCUAGCAAUAAAAAUAAAGAUAAAAGUUCGACUACAACAAAGUGCCAGUACAACUGAAAAAACAAACUUUGAUAUACAUAUAAUCCUAGUACUCCUUAGUUGACAUCGAUAUACAUACAGAGAUCAGGGUUUUCACACAACAAAAAAGCACAAGCUUUAAAAAUCUAUAUAUGAAUACAAAGCAUUUUAAAAUCACACUAUGUUAAAUUAUUUAUACAUCUUCAGUUUGAGCUCACUCAGGCAUCCGUAACUUGAGCACGCCAUCCAUUAUUCCAUCAAAUUCAGGAGACAAGACAAACAUGUGCCACAGAAAUCCACGUAAAUACAGUAUCCAGCAAAAGGUUUUAAGCAUCCUUAAAUUUUGCACAAAUUCUUUGACUCCCCCAUUAAUCAAGAGUAAAUCUAAUUUGAAAUGCCCAAACGCUUCUAAUCCAGAAAACAAAAUAUUAAUAAUUAAAUUACAAACCUCAUUUUGAAAUAAACAGGGGUUUUUUUUUGUAGGGGUACUGCCCACUACAUGACAACACAAAGAUGUCUGUGGUUUUUCCAUAAUAAAACAAUUAUAAAACUCUUAUUUUAUUUUUUACUGCAAAUCACUUAAAACAAAUUGUAUAUAUUUUUUUAACAUUCUAAAUAUAAAAAGUGUACACAUUACAUUACAUAUAUCCGUUGCCCUCAAAUACACAAAGUGAAAACCUGAAGCAUAGAUGGGUCCAAGAGGUGACCUUAGGUGGCACAGAUCACGCCUGAGAUCUGAUUGGGCAAUCCAGGUGCCAUCCCAUUAUUGUCAACCGUCAUUGGCCAUCUGCCCGAUCAAAGAUGAGACUUGGAUUCAACACUGAUGAGAAACUUGUCAAUUAUAUGUGUGAAGAGGUGCAAUAAGCAUUUUGGUUAUUUGAGUUGGGUGUCAUACCACUUAGCGUGUAUGGAUUUGUAAUUCAUACCACCCCAAUAUUAAUCCGUGCCCAGUGAAAAUAAAUC